AUGCCUCGAGGGCCGAGUGAAGACAAGGCAGGUGCCAUGGAGCCCUCUGCCCAAGGCAAGCAGCCCAAGCUUGGCGUAGUAUCAGGGGUCUAUAUCCCGGUGGUCCUCAACAUUAUCAGCAUCCUCAUGUUCUUGCGUUUCGGCUCUAUACUGGGACGCAUAGGACUACUAGGUAUCCUCGGUCUGCUAGCAAUUGCCUACUUUGUUGACUUGGUGACUACGCUGUCACUAUCGGCUAUUGCAUCCAAUGGCGAGGUCAAGGGAGGCGGUGCCUACUACUUGAUUUCGAGGUCACUUGGUCCGGAAUUCGGCGGUUCGAUUGGAGUGCUGUUCUACCUCUCACAGGUGUUGAACACGGCGUUGAAUGUCGUCGGUCUCAUCGACUGUUUGAAGCUCAAUAUCAAGGUCAUACCGCAUGGCUUUUGGGAGGGCUAUCUCAUGGAGACGUGCGCUCUCAUCUUUUGCACAGCUCUUUGCCUUGCUGGCAGUGGGAUAUUCGCCAAAGCUAGCAAUGGUCUUCUCGUCGUGUUGGUCAUCUCUACACUCAGUAUCCCUCUAUCUGCUGUUGUGAAUCAUCCUUUCAGAGAUCAUAAUAUUGGGGUCGAGUUCACCGGGCUGAGCUCUCGUACACUUCUUUCGAACUUGUACCCACAUAAGGGGCGAGCGUAUUACAAAGGCUCAGAGACAUUCAGGGAGCUGUUUGGUGUCUUAUUCCCAGCUACAUCAGGCAUAUUCGCCGGUGCCUCGAUGUCGGGAGACUUGAGCAAUCCGAGCAAGGCUAUACCAAAGGGAACACUAUGGGCCAUGUUGUCAACGUUAUGUCUUUACCUGCUGGUCAUUCUAUCGAUGGCGUCAAGCAUCACACACGAGUCGUUCCUUAGGCAUACCAACAUCAUCUCGGCCACCAGUCUCUGGUCUCCUCUCAUAUUAGCAGGAGAGUGUGCUACUACAUUCUUCUCUUCACUGAUGGGAAUAAUUGGAUCGGCCAAACUAUUGCAGGCGCUAGCAAGGGAUAAGCUCCUGCCUGGUCUAUCAGUGUUCGGAAAGGGUACAAGGCGCGCAGACGAACCUAUAUACGCCGUUCUGAUUACAUACCUGAUUGCCCAGAUUGCUCUGUUCGCCGACCUGAACCAGAUAGCAACCCUGAUAUCGAUGGGAUACCAGAUGACAUUCUUUGUCAUGAAUCUCGCCUGCUUCCUAUUGAAGAUUGGGUCGGCUCCCAAUUUCAGGCCCGCCUUCAAAUUCUUCAGCUGGCAGAGUGCUGCUGUAGGCAGCAUACUGUCUGCUGCUGCUAUGUUUUUUGUCGACGAAACGUACGCAGCAUCGGCUAUAUGUCUUCUCUUCAUCUUGUUCCUCAUCAUCCAUUACAUGUCACCUCCCAAACCCUGGGGUGAUGUCUCUCAGAAUCUGAUCUACCACCAAGUAAGGAAAUACUUGCUGCGGCUAAAGCCGGAACAUAUCAAGUUCUGGCGGCCACAAAUCAUACUACUCAUUAACGACCCCCGACGCCACACCCGAUUGAUCCAGUUUUGCAACUCAAUGAAGAAGGGCUCGUUAUACAUCUUGGGACACGUCAUCGUCACUGAUGACUUUAACACCGGCAUCCAUGAGGCCAAACUUCAACAAACAGCGUGGACUAGAUAUAUCUCGGAAUUCUCAAGGAUAAAAGCUUUUGUCCAGUUGACCAUGUCGCCUACGAUCGAGUGGGGAGUACGAAACCUGAUUCUUUCAGCUGGGCUUGGUGGAAUGCGACCUAACAUAGCUGUUCUUGGGUUUUACGAUAUGGAUGAGCUGCGAAGGUCUCAGCCUCUGGUUCCAAUCCCCUCCGCCCCAGUGUCUCCAAGCAAACCUUCCUUUGCCCGCAAGUCGGAAGGGAAAGGUGUGAGGCGGCGUCGAGGAGACACAUCGGCUCGUCUUCUGGAAGGUGUCCUUCCGACUGACGCCAUUCGCACAGAAGAAACUCUGUCAGCAAGAAGUUAUCUCACAAUACUGGAGGACUUGGCUCUCCGUCACAGGCUCAAUGUCGCCAUUGCAAAAGGCUUUCAGACGCUGGAAACGCCUCGACAUGACGGGGCGAAUACUAAAAAAUAUAUUGAUCUCUGGCCGAUACAAAUGUCUGCAGAGAUUACUGCCGAAGGAAAGAGUGUUCUGACAACAAACUUCGAUACUUAUACGUUGAUUCUCCAAUUGGGCUAUAUUCUCUUGAGUGUUCCAGCGUGGCAUAAGGCUUUCCAACUGAGGAUAUUGGUCUUUGUUGAAUAUGAAACCGAAGUGAAGGAGGAGCAGGCUAGGCUCAAGGCUCUGCUUGAGAAGCUCCGUAUCGAUGCUGAGGUUCAAGUCUUUUGGCUUGCUUCAGGGGGGUUAAGCACCUACGAGAACAUUGUGAAUGGUAGAACGAACAACACCGAAAAUGACAAUAUCGUCAACGAGCUGCUGAAAGGGGACGAAUGGUGGAAAGAACUUCAACACAUUCGGAGUGAAGCCUCCAAAGCCGCUGUUUCAACGGGGUCUCCUUCCUUAGGAGACAUAUUGGAAGGUGGAAGACGCCGGGGCUCUUUUCCAAAUAUGUCUGACGAAGGCGGUGGCUCUGCAAGACGUCGAAGUUUACAAGAGAUCUUAGGACUCCCAAGGAAGUCUCGAGUCUCGACAAUUACUAAGCUCGGUGCUAAUCUCGGCAUACGAACAAACCAUCUCAACGCUGAUAUGAUUGAUGAUGAAGCAAAUCAGCGCCAGUAUGCCUAUAGUGAUGACGAAGAUACCUAUUCAUCGUCGUCAGACAGCGAUUUCAGCGAUGCUGCUAGCGAAGGCGAUCUGGAUGAUACCAGCAUGGUGCGGCAGCCCCUUCUGUACGCUGGGCGACGGAAGAGCCAUGGGGACCUCCUCCAGCCGCCACCACAACCAUCAAAGAAAAAAGAGCGGCCGCGUUAUCCUCCACGAGCAGCAAGUAGUGGAAGUGCAGUGGGGGACUACGGCACCUUGAGGGCGACAACGUCAAUGCCAGUCGAUAAGGCGCCACAGAUGACACCGGCUGACCCCGUCAGACGAACAGAGACCACACAAGCGUUACUGAGCCCGUUGAUGGAUACUGGGAAAGUCAGUGGCACGGAGUCGCCCUCUGUCUCCAAGCCCCCUGCGCGGCCAACUCUGUCCCGGAAUUCCUCGAUGGGGCGAUUUUCUAGCAGACCGGUACCUGAAACGCGGGUGCAUAGUGAAGAAGGCGGUGGACAACGACUGAUGUUCGCCGAGCCAGACCUAGCGCAAACUCCGUUUGCUCGCUCACGAAGAAAUUCUGCGUCCCAGAAGGACCGACCCUACGAUCUCCAUCUGAAGAUACCCGAGCUUCUGGAAUCUUACCAAUUCAACUCUGACGGGGAUGCGGAGGCGCGAUCCGACUACUCUAUGCAGAGUCUGCCCCUGUCUUUCAACGACUUGCCCAGUCGCGCUCAACAUCUCAUUCUCAACGAGCUCAUGCGCCAGCACAGCAAUGAGACAGCCGUUAUUCUGACGACCUUGCCCAUACCAGAAGAGGGGACUUGCACAAGCCAGGAGGCAAGCCUGAAAUAUCUGUCGGAUAUUGAAGUUCUUUGUCAUGAGCUGCCGCCUGUUUUGCUGGUUCUGAGUAAUAACAUGACGGUCACUGUAAGUCUGUGA
Neoarthrinium moseri is the source of this 3651-nucleotide messenger RNA. RefSeq lists its product as uncharacterized. The record is from RefSeq and is a predicted model, not a curated record. The transcript has 4 exons. NCBI's taxonomy places the organism in Eukaryota, Fungi, Ascomycota, Sordariomycetes, Amphisphaeriales, Apiosporaceae. Gene Ontology annotation, molecular function: potassium:chloride symporter activity. Bases 1 to 3651 code for a protein of 1216 amino acids. Gene Ontology annotation, cellular component: membrane. Gene Ontology annotation, biological process: potassium ion homeostasis; potassium ion import across plasma membrane; chloride ion homeostasis.